AUGAGCGCCAACUUCCUCGACCAAGAGUUCCCUGACGAGGAGGAGGAGGACGACUUUAACCCUCAACCAGAAGUAGGCAGCGACGAUGAAGCCGACGCGAAGCCGAACGUCGAAGCCGACGAGGAUGAAGAUGAGCCAUCGUCAGAGCGGCCGCGCGCCCGAUCUGCGCCCAAAGACGACGAUGACCUCAAAGAGGAAGACGGAGAUGGCGUGAACGCCGCCGACGGCGACGAUGAGGAGGGUGAAGCUGAGGGAGAGGAGGAAGCGCAAGGUGCCGACGAAGAAGAGGACGAGGAAGAGGACGAAGAGGACGAAGACGAGGAACAGCCCUCUCGGAAGCGGAGAAAGAGGAGACGCAAUCAGUUCAUUGAUGUUGAAGCCGAAGUCGACGAGGACGACGAAGAGGAGCCAGAGGAGGAAGAUGACAUGCCCGGCGAAGAAAUGCACCCAGACGAUCUUCAAGAGCUGCCCCCGGGAGCAGAUCGCGACGACCGCAUGCAUCGUGAGCUUGAUCGCCAACGAGAGCGACAGGAGGCUAUGGACGUAGAAGAGACCGCUGCAAGGCUCAAAGAGAGAUACGGUCGGCAAGCGCGUGCUGGUGGUGCCGGUUCUGCCAUUGUCCCACAGAAGCUGCUCAUGCCUGGUGUUAAUGACCCACGCAUCUGGCGGCUGAAGUGUCGACCAGGCAAAGAACGUGAGAUCAUCUUCGCCAUUCAGCACCGCAUAGUCGAGCGAUCUAAGAGUCGCGAACCGGUGCAGAUAUUCUCAGCCUUCGAGCGCAGCGGACCCAUGGGUGGCAGCCUGUACGUUGAGGCAGCACGUCAGGACGAUAUCCUACCUGCUCUGGAGGGCAUCACGCACAUCUUUUUCGGCACCAAGCCUCAGAUGAUCCCAGUGGAGGAAAUGCCCGAUUUGCUCCGUACACGAAAGACCAAGCAACUCGAAGCAGGCAUGUACGUACGCUACAAGCGUGGGCUAUACUCUGGCGACCUUGCUCAGAUCGAAGACAUUGAGCCAAACGGGACAGAGGUCGAUCUCAAGGUUGUUCCACGACUUGACUACGGUCUGAAUGAGGACGCCAACGCCCCUCUCGUGGAGCCUGAUGGUCAGGGAGGCGUGAAGCGAAAGAGGAUACAGAAGCCACUCGGCGCCAGACCACCUGCCAGACUGUUUAGCGAGACCGAGGCGAAGAAGAGGCACUCCAAGUACUUGACCAGCACGGGUGGUCUUAGCAAGAACCAUUACAACUAUCAAGGAAAGGAGUACAAGGAUGGGUUCCUCUUGGAGCGAGUGAGGAUUAGUGCCCUGCAAACCGAGAAUGUGAACCCGACUCUGGAAGAAGUGACCAGAUUCGCAGCUGGAGCAGAAGACGGUACUGAGAACCUCGACCUUGCUGCGCUCGCAGCAACGCUGAAGACCAACGCUGGCGCGGACUACUUACCUGGAGACAAGGUUGAGAUUUUCCGUGGUGAACAGAUGGGCUUGAUCGGUCGAGCAACAGAGGUCUAUGGCGAAGUCGUUCGAAUCCGUGUCGACGACGGUCCUUUGCGUGGUCAGACCGUCGAAGCGCCCAUGCGAGAUCUGCGCAAGCUCUUCAAGGAAGGUGACCAUGUCAAGGUCAUUGGAGGCAGCAAGUACCAAGACGAAGUCGGAAUGGUCGUGAAAACUAAGGAUAAUCGCAUCACCAUCCUGACUGACAGCAAUCAACAAGAGAUCAGCGUGUUUUCGAAAGACUUGCGAGAGGCGACUGAUAGUGGCGGCGUUGUGGGAGCCAGCAAGUACGACCUGUUCGACCUUGUCCAGCUCGAUGCAUCUACCGUUGGCUGUGUUAUCAAAGUCGAUCGGGAAAGCUUGCGGGUGAUGGAUCAGCUUGGCGGCGUACGAACACUUCUUCCAACCAACAUCUCAAACAAGAUCGAACGCCGUAGAGACGCUGGGUCUGCUGCUGAUAGGCUCGGUCAAGAAAUCAAGGUCGGCGAUGGAGUGAAGGAGUACGGUGGUGAGGGCAAGUCUGGUCCUGUCCUGCACAUUCACCGCAACUUCCUCUUCGCGCAGAGUCGAGAGUCGAGAGACAACGCAGGCGUGUGGGUUGCUCGGUGUAACAACGUGGAGAUUUCGGCUGCUAAGGGCGGUCGAGUCGGUACCGAUCUCACCAAGAUGAACACCGCACUGCGAGGACCGAACGGCGGCGCUCCAGCCCCUAUGCCUCCGCCACAGCAGAAGGGUCGCGACAGACUAAUUGGCAGAACGGUCAGAGUCCGAAUGGGCCCUCAAAAGGGCAUGAUCGGGAUCGUCAAGGAUUCGACUGACGAUAUGGCCACGGUUGAGCUUCACGCCAAGAACAAGAAGUUGCCCGUCCGCAAGGACAAGUUGGCAGUGAUUGAUCCAUCGACUGGAAAUGUCAUAGCUCCGGAUGCCAGUCUGUUUGGUAGCGGUCGUCCUUCAGGCCCGCCUGGUCGUGGCGGUCCAAUGGGUGGCCAGACUCCUGGGCGAGGAUUCGGCGGGCCUCCUCCUGGUGCAGGCGGUCGCACUCCAGCUUACCUUGGCGCUGGCGGCCUUGGUGGACGUACUCCUACGUGGAAGCAAGACAGCGGGGCGAGGACGCCAGCUUAUGGCGGCGCCACAUCGUACGGAGGUGGUCAGACUGCGUAUGGCGGGUCGGCCACAGCAUACGGAGGCGGUAGCGUUUGGGGUGGUGGCGGCGGCGGCGGCGGUGGUAUGAGCACCUGGAACCCAAAUGCAGGCGGAGGUCGAACACCAGCCUAUCUCGGCGGCGGUUCAAAGACACCUGCGUACACUGGAAUGGACGCCGCCCCAACUCCAGGCUUCCAGGACUCAGCACCAACGCCCGGUGGGAACUUCGAUCAGCCAACGCCCGGAGCCUGGAAGGGCGGGCAGUAUCAGACGCCAGCUGCGUAUAAUACCCCAGGUGGCUUCCCAGAGACGCCAGGUCCAUACUCAGCAGAGACUCCUGCUGCUCACGACGAUGGUCCUCGCUACGACUAG
Molecule: messenger RNA, 3006 nt
Organism: Zasmidium cellare ATCC 36951
Lineage: Eukaryota; Fungi; Ascomycota; Dothideomycetes; Mycosphaerellales; Mycosphaerellaceae
Exons: 3
Coding region: 1-3006 (1001 amino acids)
Biological process (GO): transcription elongation by RNA polymerase II; regulation of transcription by RNA polymerase II; regulation of DNA-templated transcription elongation
Cellular component (GO): DSIF complex
Molecular function (GO): mRNA binding
Source: RefSeq, a predicted model, not a curated record